Durusdinium trenchii is the source of this 1791-nucleotide messenger RNA. NCBI's taxonomy places the organism in Eukaryota, Dinophyceae, Suessiales, Symbiodiniaceae. The record is from the annotation of a GenBank genome assembly.
UAAAUCCAUAGGUCAUUUUGUAGCGCUGUGUUUUUGCAUGGUGCUUUCCAUUUUGUAGCAAAAGAGGUUGCGCAAGCCGCUCUGUACUACAAAAUGUAUUGUCCAAGGCCACCUGGUAACUUGCAAAGAAGAUAUAAUUGUAUAUAAUUGUUAUCUUUGAAGCACGGCCAGUGUGGUUCGUUCUUCAACAGAGAUAUUGCUGCUUUCAUGUCGAAGUCUUGGCUGAGCGAGUCCAGCUUUUCAGGACUCUUCGGAUCGGGCACACAUGGACCCACUGAUGGAAGAGCAGUCAUCCGAUCCGUCCGAAACGAGGAGUGCCCGUCGCUUGGCGGGGGGGCGUCGUGAAGAAGACGGUCUUUCCCAUCGAGGUCUUGGCUGGUGGAAAUCGCCAGGGCGCCGAUCUGCGGCAGCUCUGGCAGCCCUAUGGCGUAGCGAGGGAUACUUCGACGGGGGAGACCUAUGUCGCUGACAUGAUGAACCAUCGUGUCCAGCGCUGGACAGACGGCGGCUCGCCCGAGACCGUGUUCGGAGGCACCUUCGGCGGAGGUUUGGACCAACUGAAAUACCCGCGUGGACUGGCGCUGCUCUCAGGGAGUCUCUACAUUGCGGACAGUGGGAACCACCGUGUGCUUCGUUGGGAUGUGUCGGGAGGAAGCAGCGCUGUGGUGGUAGCUGGAGAAUGGGGUGUCCUUUAUGACCGGCAGAACCAAGUCCGUGCGAAUGAUGCCAGCUGUUGUCGCGGCGGCUCAGGCGUGAACCAGCUCCGUGAUCCUCACGGCGUCUUUGUGGAUGGCUCCGGCGACAUCUAUGUGGCGGAGCAGCGGAUUUCGGGCUACUGGGAACGAUCGUGUGCAGAAAGUCAGCAGUGGUGUGGCAACCACCUUUGCAGGAAAUGGAAUGGCAAGCCCUGGUACCAAUGCGCUGUUGACGAAGCCUGAGGGGGUCUUCGCAAGCUCCAGCGAUGUGUACGUGAGCGACACGGGGCAACAUCGUGUGGUGAAGUAUGCUUUGGCAGGUGGCGACGGCACGGUGGUGGCGGGUGGCAACGGCGUGGGUGGCGCUUUGGACCAACUCUCGAGUCCCAGCGGACUCUUCGUCGAUGAGAAUGCCGAGGAGCUGGGUGUGCCCAUUAUCAACGUCUAUGUGGUGGACACCGACAACCACAGGGUGAUGCGAGUCAGAGAUGAUACUCAAGCAGCAACCUUGGUCGCUGGCGGUUGCUUGGAGAAUCCGGACUACAUCGUUCCUUGUAUCCAGGGAGGGUUGCAUGAUCCUUUACGCCCCUGGCCGGACAAUGAUGCCGAAUUGAAUCCUUCCAGUGACAACCCACCCGUGUAUCACUUCUUUGGUCCUUCAGGACUUCAUGUCUACCUGGGAACCACCGUGAAUAUCACUGUUGCAGACACAUUGAACCACCGUGUCUUGAUGUGGUUCAGCUGAUGAGCUUGACCACAAAACCGCUGAGUCGCCGGCGACGCCUGGGCAGCGAUUGAUUACAGAUGGCACACCGGCUGGUACAUCCCGCAAAUCGUCCACGAGAUUUAUAUACUUGAGGCGGUUUCAUCCCUCAGAUCACUUACAAAGCAGACCGGCGCUGUUCCGAUUCUGCGACAUGGACCAGCCAGUGGUGAAAGCCUUUGCAGAGUAGGUUUGGUUCCUUGCCUUUUUGGCUCCCCUGCUCCAGGACCAUUGCAGCUCCAGAUCUUCAACAAUUAGGGCUACCUUUGCGGUUGCACGCGAGCUUCUGUCACUGGCAGGGGCGAAAGGUGGAGCUGGUGAUGCGCCGCCCCC